GCGCUUCGCUCACUAACAUCAUCAAUAAUGGCUCUGCUUUUAGUCCCACGUUUUUCUAACAAAAUAGCAAGAUUCGGAGGGUAAAAAGCAGUGUGAACAAUCAUACAACUUGAAAGUUUAGUUUGGAUGAACUCGUGCUGCAUCAUUUGUUGUGUGCCGAAUGUCCCAGAAGUCCCGAAAUGUUUCGCGAAAGGUUUAAAGUUCUGUUUUCAUUAGUGUGUAUCUCUGCUUGAGCAAGGCAACUAUUACAUUGCCAGAUGUAUUGAAUCGUUUAUUGGCGUCACAGUGUGUUCAUGCCAGAAAUAACGAGACGUCAUCAGGACUCUAACGUUACCCAAUUCCCAGCCCCCCGACUGACCGUUAGAUAGCCCUGCCUGAUCACUCCUGUUGACAGUGUUGUUUUACACGGAGAAAAAGUUUUUCAGCGUGGGGAAAUUGUUAAAAAAAAAAAGCUGCCUUCAACUCCACUGGCUCGGAAAUUUGGCGACUUGGCUCCAACAUUUGGGGCCCCCUCUGCUACUGCACAAAGUGAAGGUUGAUAUGCCACAUCAGUGAUGGAGCCCAUGACGGUGACGACGUCGGUGGCCGGGCCGGACGAGUUUGACCGCAAUGCCCCGCGGAUCUGCGGUGUGUGCGGUGACAAGGCCACCGGCUUUCACUUCAACGCCAUGACGUGUGAGGGCUGCAAGGGAUUCUUCAGGCGCAGCAUGAAGCGUAAAGCCUCCUUCACCUGUCCAUUCAACGGGAGCUGCACCAUCACCAAGGACAACCGGCGUCACUGCCAGGCCUGUCGUCUCAAACGCUGCAUUGAUAUUGGCAUGAUGAAAGAGUUCAUCCUGACAGACGAGGAGGUUCAGAGGAAGAAGGACAUGAUAUUGAAGAGGAAAGAGGAGGAGGCAGCCCGGGAGGCGAUGAGGCCACGUCUGAAUGAGGAGCAGGCCCGGAUCAUCUCCAGUCUGGUGGAAGCUCACCACAAGACCUACGAUGCCUCCUAUUCUGACUUCUCCCGCUUCAGGCCUCCAGUGCGUGAAGGCCCAGUAACGCGCAGUGCCAGCAGAGCUGCCUCCCUUCAUUCCUUGUCUGAGGCCUCCUCUGACUCAUUCAACCACUCACCUGAGUCUGUUGACACCAAGAUGAACUUCAGCAACCUGUUAAUGAUGUACCAGGACGGCGCUAGCAGUCCAGACUCUAGUGAGGAGGACACAAAGCUUUCCAUGCUGCCCCACCUGGCGGACCUGGUCUCCUACAGCAUCCAGAAAGUCAUCGGCUUUGCCAAGAUGAUCCCAGGCUUCAGAGAGCUGACAGCAGAAGACCAGAUCGCUCUGUUGAAGUCGAGUGCCAUUGAGAUCAUCAUGCUGCGUUCAAACCAGUCGUUCAGUCUGGAGGACAUGUCCUGGAGCUGCGGAGGACCUGACUUCAAAUACUGCAUCAAUGACGUUACAAAGGCUGGUCACUCUCUGGAUCUGUUGGAGCCGCUGGUGAAGUUCCAGGUUGGUUUGAAGAAACUCAACCUGCACGAGGAGGAACAUGUGCUGCUCAUGGCCAUCUGCCUGCUCUCCCCAGAUCGUCCUGGUGUCCAAGACCACAGCCGCAUCGAGCAGCUCCAGGACCAUCUGUCGGAGACACUGCAGGCCUACAUCCAGGUCAACCACCCAGGCGGACGCCUCCUCUACGCCAAGAUGAUCCAGAAGUUGGCCGACCUGCGCAGCCUGAACGAGGAGCACUCCAAGCAGUAUCGUUCACUCUCCUUCCAGCCCGAGCACAGCAUGCAGCUCACCCCGCUGGUGCUGGAAGUGUUUGGCAGCGAGGUGUCAUAGCAGAGAAGGAGGCACGCUUGCAUACAUACACACACUCAUCACACAUCACAGGACACAUAGGACGACCAACCAACCCUUACCGCCUUUUCCCCAAGAGAACCCCAGCCCUGAUUAUACCUGGACAUGAGGGAGAAAGAUGGAUCAUCAGAUAGGUAGACAGUAACCUUCAACCCCUUCAACAUCUGUCCAUCCUCCUGACCUCAAGCAGCAAGGCUCAGAUGCCUGGACCUCUGAAUUUAUAGAUUUUAAGACAUCUUAAUAUGCUCUGGAUUUUUGCAGCACCUGGAAAACCAGAUAAUAUUUUAACCUCUGGAUUUGCAAACACAGCACCGUAUUAAAUGUCAUUACGUCAGGCAGAUAUCCUGACUCGUAGACAUCUGGAACAGACGGACCCCUGAUCCUCUCCAAAUUUAGAAACUCCAAAAGGAAGAUCGCCUUUUCUCAUCAAGAAGAAUUUCUUCUUAUUUCUUUUUUUUUUUUUACAGUGAAGACAUCUUGAUGGAUAUGAAUGUCGCAUCCCUUCUACCAUCAUCCUCAUAACAUUGUUCACAUCAUUGCGAUGACGGACAGAAAUAGAUACACAGAUUUACAUCGUUUAACCAAUGCUGGCACUUGUGAGGUACAGACACAUUGCUAGCAAUGUUACUACACUCGUGUUAGGUAGCUAUAAACUAUUGUUGAUUUACAGUUUGUUGACAGCAAAGACAUCCAAAUAUAUUAAAUGUCAACAUAGUCAGCGUUUAAAAAUACUUGGUUAAGAUGGGCUGCUUAGCCCUGUGUAUCUGUAGGUCUCAGAUGGUCUGCUGAAGCGAAGAAAGGAAGUAUCGGUAGGAAUGUUUCAGUAUAGGAACGGUGAGAAGAGAGGUGCCAUUUGGAGGAAUGAGUAAAGGAGGUUGGAUAGAUGGAGGGAUAUGCUACAGUUAGAAUUCCCUGUUCACAAGACAAAAGGGAAUUUCACAAAACAAGAAUGUAUGUAUAAUGCUAUAUAAAUAUAAAUGAUACGUAUAAGCUGAUAUAUAUGAAUAUAUAUAUAUAUAUAUAUAUAUAUAUAUAUAUAUAUAUAUUUAAGAGAGCGAAACAUGGUUACUUCCAAGGAAGCAAGCAAGCAAUUCAGAGUGUUGUAUAAAGUAGAGGAUUUGAAGGCCCCUUCUCAGUUGUGUGUGUGUGUGUGUGUGUGUGUGUGUGUGUGUGUGUGUGUGUGUGUGUGUGCGCGCGCGUGUGUGUGUGUGUGUGCGUGCGCGUGUGCGCCGUCUUUCAAAAGACAAUUGUAGACACACACAAGAAAGUGCUGAGAAGUGUGUGAGGAGUCCUUCUAUUUUUGUGAUGUGUGUACAGUAUAUGAGAAUAUUGAUGAACCACAAGGGGGUGUGUACAGGCUCUGACCGAGGGAUUAGUGCAGGGAAGCACUUCUCUGUUGGAUGUCGUCGUUUUUUUUGGACCUGUGAAGUUUGUAGACAGACACACACAAACACUACGUCAUGUUUCCUGGAUAGUGGUUAUCCAAAAAUAUUUGUUCGGCUGGUUAGAUUGCUGCUAAGACAGUUCGAGCUAGAUAGUUGGACAGAAGCCAACUACUGGCUGUUGCCUCAGGGAAAAGUUUGUCUGAUGAUAUUGUGUACUUAGUGUUCAUGGUGUGUGUGGCGUAAGCUUACAAUCAUAAGACAGAGAUUGUUUUUGAAGCUCUAGGCAUCACUGUGAUUUCUAAUCAUACUAAAUACUAAAUAACAGCAUAAGUAAGCUAAAAUAAAUAAAAAAUUAUUUUGAAAUAAAUGGUGACUACAAGAUUUCCAUUACUAAACUUUAUCUGUUCAGUUAAAAAAUGACUUAUGAAAUUGUUUGCAUAGUCCUACAAUCCAUUAGAGAUCAUUGUUAAAGUAGACCUUCCCAUUAAAUGGCUACAUUUUAAAAUACAGAGCCAUCUGUGUUAAAACAUUGAGUGAUUAAUAUCAGCCUUAAGGUUAUUUUUUCAGGGCAAAGUGAAUAAUCUACAGAAGGUAGCAAUGUAUAGUAGUUAAACAAUGUAUAGCCUGUAGUGUUUUUGGAAUGAAAUCCUUCAGAUGCUCUAAACAGCUAGGCAGAAUUAUAAAACCCGAGACAGAGAAAGACUUUUUUUAUAUUAAACAAAAAUCAAGCCUCAUACAUUUUUGUCACAUCUAUAUCAUUUCAACACCAGCCACAUAAGCGAGGUUUAGGAUGUUACUUUUCAGCAUCACUACAUAUCAUAUCACGUUUCAGUCGACACAAUGCAUGCUCACCCCUCAUGCAGGCCUGGAUCACCCCCUUGUGGACAAACUUUGUAAAUACCACUUGCUAAGUCUGUACAUAGUUAGAGAUUAAUGUAGGCAAAAUACUAAGAGAAUUCAAUUGUUGAUGAUGGCAAGAUGCUCUGGAGAUAACAGCACUACUGUGCAAUUAGGAGAUGGACUCUUAUGUUCUAUUCAACUAGAAUCGGCAGAGGGGGCAAUCCUGGUCAAGUUAUUGAGUUGUUUCAGGGUGCGCUGAAGAAGACUGUCUGAUGUGGUUGUGACCAGUAUGGAUUUUUUUUAAAAGCUGAUGUUUGGCAAUCAACAUUUAGCAAAUUCAGAUUUAACCAAUUUCAUAACCAUAAAGUAAAGAUAUUCGGCUUUUCACAGAUCAACACACCUGAAAAAACAAAAGGAAAGAACGUAUAUCAUACCAACCUGGCCAAUAGAGUCCCUAAUAAAGGGCCAGCAUUGGUCCAACCCUGUUUUGGUUGAUGCUCGUACUAGUGUAGUACGUGUAAUGAUGGGACUCGGAAUUCUGAAAGGCUUCAUGUGACUGAACAUUCCCAGUGGUGGUUGUGUUGAUCAUUCCAACUGGCUGAGUCUCAUGCACUAGCUACACUCUGAACAUCAGCGUGAGCAUCUUUAACUCUCUGGCAGCCUUUUAAAGGCACCCAACAACUCAGUAUGUUAGUCACCAGGAAGUGUCCUCUCUGUCCAUUCCAAGCUUAUGGAUGUACACCUUUUCUCUCUUUCUAAAGUCUAUCAAUAAGCUUUUGACAAUUAUACAGUAUAUCCAUAAUAUUCAUUUUGGUGAAAACGUUAUAUUUUUUUCUCUAUUUUCUUUUGUUCUUUUCAAGAUUGUCAAUUUUAAUGUGUGUCCGAGUUUUGCUGUCUAGCUAGCGCUUGGCUUGUUGCGCUGGGACCUUGUUAUAAUGAAGCAGAGGUGAGCCUGGUGGAGCCCUGGAGCCUUUUCCAAUUGCAAAAUGAACAAGCUCCACUUCCCUUGUUCCCUCGAUUUCAA
Sander lucioperca (pikeperch) is the source of this 5084-nucleotide messenger RNA. RefSeq names its product vitamin D3 receptor A. Bases 555 to 1817 code for a protein of 420 amino acids. Gene Ontology annotation, biological process: positive regulation of transcription by RNA polymerase II; cell differentiation; negative regulation of transcription by RNA polymerase II. Gene Ontology annotation, cellular component: nucleus. Gene Ontology annotation, molecular function: nuclear receptor activity; vitamin D response element binding; zinc ion binding. The transcript has 9 exons. NCBI's taxonomy places the organism in Eukaryota, Metazoa, Chordata, Actinopteri, Perciformes, Percidae. The record is from RefSeq and is a predicted model, not a curated record.